Zasmidium cellare ATCC 36951 is the source of this 957-nucleotide messenger RNA. RefSeq lists its product as uncharacterized. Bases 1 to 957 code for a protein of 318 amino acids. Lineage: Eukaryota; Fungi; Ascomycota; Dothideomycetes; Mycosphaerellales; Mycosphaerellaceae. The record is from RefSeq and is a predicted model, not a curated record. The transcript has 3 exons.
AUGUCCACACGUCUCACAGUCGUCGGUGCCACUGGCACACAGGGCGGUGCAGUCAUCGAAGCAGCACUUGCGGCAGGAGGUUACCAAAUUCGUGGCAUCACCCGUAACACGUCCAGCGAAACCUCGCGAGCUCUCCAAGCCAGGGGCGUCGAGAUGGUCAAAGCCAACCUUCUGUCCUUCGACUCGGUAAAAGAGGCGUUUGCAGACUCCAACGCCAUCUUCGCCAUGACCGACUUCUUCCAGCCUUUCGCCGCGCUGGAAGCAGACGCCGAGAAGACUAUGGAGAUGGAGUGGCAGCAUGCGUUCAAUAUCGUCACGGCUGCUGCUGAGACACCUACGCUGAAGCAUUUCAUCUGGAGCACGCUUCCACAUGCUGCGAACAUCAGCAAUGGGGAAUAUAGUGUUCCGCACUUCGUGGCGAAGAACCGCGCGGAAGAUUAUAUCAAGAAUGUGCCAGAUCUCUUGGCGAAGACGACAUUCUUGUGGGUUGGGUGGUAUGCGAGUAACUUCCAGUAUCCCAUCUUCAAGCCGGCGUUGAUCAAGACAGCCAACAUGCACGCCCAAUUUGCCCCAGCUCCAGGAGACACCCGCAUCACCUCAAUCGGCGACACCCGCAACAUCGGCGACUUCGUCGUUGCAGCCUUACGGCAGCCUGAGAAGACCUUGCCCGGUCGAUACAUCAGCGCGACCAUCGAAGACACCAGCAUGAGGAAGAUGCUUGACGACUGGUCCGAGGCCUCGCAAAAGGAGGCGAUCUAUAUCGAGGUCUCUUUGGAAAGCUAUGAUCGAUUGUGGCCGGGCUGGGGGUUGGUUGAAGGGGAGUAUCUGAGGUUUAGCCAGGAGUUCGGGGAGAAGGCUUGGCCUUUCGAGGGGGUUUUGACGGCGAAGGAUUUGGGGGUUGAGACGGGGAGGAUGAAGGGUGUGUUGGAGACGUUGAGGGGGAUGCAGUUGAUAUAG